This is a messenger RNA of Tarenaya hassleriana, 1848 nucleotides long. Its product is annotated as AP2-like ethylene-responsive transcription factor PLT1. Gene Ontology annotation, biological process: regulation of DNA-templated transcription. The record is from RefSeq and is a predicted model, not a curated record. Gene Ontology annotation, molecular function: DNA binding; DNA-binding transcription factor activity. The coding region runs from base 78 to 1736 and encodes 552 amino acids. The transcript is spliced from 10 exons. NCBI's taxonomy places the organism in Eukaryota, Viridiplantae, Streptophyta, Magnoliopsida, Brassicales, Cleomaceae.
UCUCUAGUUCAUUUCUUGCAGGAGGACAGUUGAGACAAUAGGGCUAGAAGCAAAGUAGACAGUAUUGUUUAUCAGCAAUGGAUUCCAACAACUGGCUUGCUUUUCCUCUCUCGCCAGGCCACCCUUCUUUGCCUCCACAUAUCCAUUCCUCUCAAUCUUCUCAGUUCAAUCAUGGAUUGGUUUGUGGCAACAUGGACAACCCUUUUCAACCCCAAGAGUGGAAUAUGCUAAAUCCUCACGAUGGUAGAGGAGGAGAGGUUCCGAAGGUAGCGGAUUUUCUUGGAGUGAGCAAACCCGAGAACCAAUCCGACCAACUCGUUGCAUACAACGAGAUUCAGACCAAUAUUUCCGGCUACUUCUUCCAAGGCAACGACUUGUUUCCGACCGUGCAUUCGAACGCCAUUGUCACAUGUGCUUCAACCUCGUCUACCAACACCAAUGACAAUAACUACGAGCUUCCUGAGAGUUCCAACAACUUGGGUUCUCUCACUCUGUCCAUGGGAAGUAGCACCGGUAACAACGUAAAGGCUUCGUCUUGUGACACAAGUCGCGACAACAUCAGUAGUAGCGUGAUUGCAGAGGCUAUGCCGAGAAGAAACUCGGACACUUUUGGGCAACGGACCUCUAUCUAUCGUGGUGUCACAAGGCAUCGUUGGACCGGUCGGUACGAAGCUCAUCUCUGGGAUAAUAGCUGUAGGAGAGAAGGUCAGUCAAGGAAAGGAAGACAAGUUUAUUUGGGUGGGUAUGACAAAGAAGAGAAAGCAGCGAGGUCAUAUGAUUUAGCUGCGCUCAAGUACUGGGGACCGUCAACCACGACGAACUUUCCGGUUAGUAACUAUGAGAAGGAGAUCGAGGAGAUGAAGCACAUGACAAGGCAAGAGUUCGUGGCCGCAAUAAGAAGGAAGAGCAGCGGAUUCUCUCGAGGGGCGUCGAUGUAUCGAGGAGUUACAAGGCAUCACCAACAUGGAAGAUGGCAAGCAAGAAUCGGCCGAGUGGCUGGAAACAAAGAUCUGUACUUGGGAACUUUCAGUACCGAGGAAGAGGCUGCAGAAGCUUACGACGUCGCGGCGAUAAAGUUCAGAGGACUUAACGCCGUUACGAAUUUCGAGAUCAACCGGUAUGACGUCAAAGCCAUUCUCGAGAGCAGCACUUUGCCCAUCGGAGGCGGUGUGGCUAAGCGUCUCAAAGAAGCUCAAGCUCUGGAAUCUUCUAGAAAACGUGAGGAAAUGUUCGCCCUCGGGUCAAGUUUCCAGUUCAGCGGCUCGGUCUCCGGCUCCAGUUCAGGGCUGAAUUUACAGAACUUCCCACUGACCCAAUACAGCCAUCAUUAUCAGCCGUUGCUAACUCUCCAAAACGGNGGCAUUCCUCAGUACAAUGCCCACGAUUCCUCACCGUUUCACCAGAGCUGCCUUCAGACACAGCUCCAUCUUCACCAGCAGGCCGAUUACUUGAAACAACCGGACCAGAGUUCGCAAAUUUACAACCCGUAUCUUCAUAGCAACACGGGAGAUCUUCACGGUCUGGUCUCCAGUUCGGUCUUGGACAACAAUGGAAGUUCUAAUGGAAGCUGCAACACAGGAGGGUUUCUUGGGCUGAAUCCAGCAGUUGGAUCGGCCGAGGAAUUUCCAGUCGUUAAGGUCGAUUAUGAUAUGCCGACGGGUGGAGGAGGAUGGUCCGGAGAAUCGUCGGUUCACGGCUCGAGUCCGAGCGGUGUUUUCAACAUGUGGAACGACUGAUUGGGCUCUGUUUCUUGCGGUGCAAGAAAGGGUUGGAAAUUUUAACUGUUUUAACUGUUUUCUGAUUUUGUUUCUUGCUCUUUCUUCUGUUGGAAGUAAUGUGAUCGACCGA